AUGUUCAAAUACUUCGCUCUCGUUUUUGUGGCCCUCUUCGCCUUCGCUGCUGCCGAGCCUAAACCCAGCGUCUUCGCCGCACCAUUGGCCUACUCUGCCCCAUUGGUCGCAUCGCCCUACGCUGCCGCCUAUGCCGCUCCCUAUGCUGCUUACGCCGCUGCUCCUUAUGCGGCCUAUGCUUCACCAUACGCUGCCUACUCCGCUUAUCCAUACAGCGGCGCCUACUUGCUUCGCAAGUAAAUGGAAUGUGGCUGAAGAAAA
Messenger RNA from Rhagoletis pomonella (apple maggot), 261 nucleotides. RefSeq names its product cuticle protein 5.1-like. Bases 1 to 240 code for a protein of 79 amino acids. The record is from RefSeq and is a predicted model, not a curated record. NCBI's taxonomy places the organism in Eukaryota, Metazoa, Arthropoda, Insecta, Diptera, Tephritidae. The transcript has 2 exons.